CAAGGCCUGCCUGGGUCUGGCGUGGGCACGGUGCCCAGGCAAUGAGGUUCAGCUGCCUUCUGGGCCUCCUCCCUGGGGACAGCCCCUUCCAGCCAAUGGUGCAGCCCAGGCGCCCCCCUAUAUAAGGCGGGGCUGCAGGCGCUCCCUCUGGGUCAGCGUCGCCUCCAGGACACAGACAGCCCCUUCAGCACAGCCCAGCCAGGUCCCCUCACCACUGCAGCCAUGCCUUUCGGCAACACCCACAACAAGUUCAAGCUGAACUACAAGUCGGAGGAGGAGUACCCCGACCUCAGCAAGCACAACAACCACAUGGCCAAAGUGCUGACGCCUGCCCUCUACAGCAAGCUGCGAGACAAGGAGACCCCCUCCGGCUUCACCCUGGAUGAUGUCAUCCAGACAGGCGUGGACAACCCAGGUCACCCUUUCAUCAUGACUGUGGGCUGCGUGGCCGGCGACGAGGAGUCCUACACGGUAUUCAAGGACCUCUUUGACCCCAUCAUCCAGGACCGGCAUGGGGGCUUCAAACCCACUGAUAAGCACAAGACUGACCUCAACCACGAGAACCUCAAGGGCGGAGACGACCUGGACCCCAACUACGUGCUCAGCAGCCGCGUGCGUACGGGGCGCAGCAUCAAGGGCUACACGCUGCCUCCGCACUGCUCCCGUGGCGAGCGCCGCGCUGUGGAGAAGCUGUCUGUAGAAGCCCUCAACAGCCUGACGGGUGAAUUCAAGGGCAAGUACUACCCUCUGAAGAGCAUGACCGAGCAGGAGCAGCAGCAGCUUAUUGAUGACCACUUCCUGUUCGACAAGCCUGUGUCCCCACUGCUGCUGGCCUCAGGCAUGGCCCGAGACUGGCCCGACGCUCGUGGCAUCUGGCACAAUGAUAACAAGAGCUUUCUGGUGUGGGUGAACGAGGAGGACCACCUCCGGGUCAUCUCCAUGGAGAAGGGGGGCAACAUGAAGGAAGUUUUCCGCCGUUUCUGUGUGGGCCUGCAGAAGAUCGAGGAGAUCUUUAAGAAAGCUGGCCACCCCUUCAUGUGGAAUGAGCAUCUGGGCUACGUGCUCACCUGCCCGUCUAACCUGGGCACUGGGCUGCGCGGCGGCGUGCACGUGAAGCUGGCGCACCUCAGCAAACACCCCAAGUUCGAGGAGAUUCUCACCCGCCUGCGCCUGCAGAAGCGGGGCACAGGUGGUGUGGACACAGCUGCUGUGGGCUCCGUGUUCGACAUCUCCAAUGCAGAUCGGCUGGGCUCGUCUGAGGUGGAACAGGUGCAGCUGGUGGUGGAUGGUGUGAAGCUCAUGGUGGAGAUGGAGAAGAAGCUGGAGAAGGGCCAGUCCAUCGACGACAUGAUCCCUGCCCAGAAGUAGGCACCAGCCUGGCUGCUGUCACCUGCAGGAGCCGCAGCCCACGGGAAGACCAGGCCCUGCACCCCUUGCCCUGGCCCCAGCCCCUAACAUCGGCCCUUUUCUGAGUUCCUCCAUCUCUCAGAGUCCAGCCAGUGGACUCCAUCCUCUCAAUUCUGGCUGAUAAAAAAACCUCUUUCCCACUCUGAUUUCCAGAGCCCUGCCCACCACAGGAGCUCAGGGUAAUGGGGAGCACCCCAGCACACGUGGAGCUCCGCGGCUUCUCCACGUAAAACAAUAAAUGAAUAAAAGCAAUGGUGGCCUUA
Cavia porcellus (domestic guinea pig) is the source of this 1670-nucleotide messenger RNA. It is a transcript of the gene Ckm, whose product is annotated as creatine kinase, M-type. Lineage: Eukaryota; Metazoa; Chordata; Mammalia; Rodentia; Caviidae. Gene Ontology annotation, molecular function: creatine kinase activity. Gene Ontology annotation, biological process: phosphocreatine biosynthetic process. The record is from RefSeq and is a predicted model, not a curated record. The transcript is spliced from 8 exons. The coding region runs from base 223 to 1368 and encodes 381 amino acids.